This is a messenger RNA of Penicillium antarcticum, 1275 nucleotides long. Its product is annotated as fungal specific transcription factor domain-containing protein. The record is from RefSeq and is a predicted model, not a curated record. The transcript has 3 exons. NCBI's taxonomy places the organism in Eukaryota, Fungi, Ascomycota, Eurotiomycetes, Eurotiales, Aspergillaceae. The coding region runs from base 1 to 1275 and encodes 424 amino acids.
AUGGCAACCGCACUCCAAAGCCCUAGAGCACUCUGCUCCCCGGAUUCUCGCAUUUCUAUCACCAACUAUUGCACCGUCCUUGAUAUCUUCCAAGCUCAUCUAUAUGAUGUAUGGCCAAUCAUCGACGCAGAUGAUCUCAAAUUGCAGUUAAGUGGCGACCAAACAAUUGACCCCAGUUCUCACGCCCUGGCAGCUGCCUUGUGUGCUGCAACGUUGGCACAAACCCGACUCUGGCUUACACAAGAUCCAUGCCCCGAGGGUCUUGCUGUGACAGCCCACGAAUUCGCAAAGGAAUGUCUGCGAGUUCGAUUGGAGCACAGCUACAACCAAGCACCAUCACUCCAAGCUCUUGUGACAUCAAUUUUCCUUCACAUGUACUAUGCCAAUCAAGACCAGAUCACACCAGCUACCAUCUCCCUUCGCGAAGCUAUCACAUAUGCGGACUUAAUGCACCUGUGUCGUCAUGUAUCGCCUGAUGCGAUAAUAUCAAAAAAAUGGCAAUUAGAGCUCCGAUGCUACUGGGUACUUUUCAUCACGGAGAGGACCUUCUGCAUCCAGCAUGACCUUCCAAUUACCCUCUAUAGGACACCCAAUCUUCCCGAAGUGGAGCACAAUAGCCCCAAAGGGGAUCUCUAUGCAGGCUUUUGCACGCUCGUCCAGCUGUUCCAUCACAUUCAACACCCUCUAGCCCUCCCUGCAUCUAGCAACAAAGCUAUUGAAGCACCAGAAACGUACUCUAAAAAUGCAAUAUCGGAGAUUCAACAUCUGAUUGAGGUCAAACAGCCCGGACUAGAGCUGAAAUCCGAAAUUCAAUAUGUGGAUAUCCUGACUACUUCUGCAUGGAUGCGCUCUUUACUCUGGCAAUAUUCUGCCUCGCACUUUAUGCUUUCAUCGGCGACCUCAAUCGAGCCCUUGUCAUUUGACUACCCGCUCUCAAUUGCCAAAGACUAUUUGGCAUCUAUAUCCCAUGUAUCAAUUGAGUCAGUGCGCAGCCAUGGAUAUGGAAUGGAGAUCAAGCUACUUCAAGUUGCAAAUCCUAUAUUAGAUUUGGUGCUAUGUAUGCCAAAUCUGCUUACUUACAAGACAUCUCACUUUGGUCCACUAGAUGCUGUUAUUGCCAUUGAACAGCUUCUUUCAAAGGUUGGAGGUUCAAAAUCGGAAAGACUGUCUCAGUUACAUCAGCGGUUAAGGCAAGUACCCUCCUCUAUGGUUGAUAUGCAAUUGAUGUUAGAAUUUCCCAAGGAAGAGGAGGAGCUGGAGGAAAGUCUUGCUUAG